This is a messenger RNA of Seriola aureovittata, 6325 nucleotides long. Its product is annotated as adenylate cyclase type 2-like. Gene Ontology annotation, cellular component: plasma membrane. Lineage: Eukaryota; Metazoa; Chordata; Actinopteri; Carangiformes; Carangidae. The transcript is spliced from 27 exons. Gene Ontology annotation, biological process: intracellular signal transduction; adenylate cyclase-activating G protein-coupled receptor signaling pathway; adenylate cyclase-inhibiting G protein-coupled receptor signaling pathway. The record is from RefSeq and is a predicted model, not a curated record. Bases 811 to 4794 code for a protein of 1327 amino acids. Gene Ontology annotation, molecular function: adenylate cyclase activity.
UACCUCCUCCUGUUUGCAUAGCAGAACCAGAGCUCUCGUGCUCGUGCUCGUGCUCAAGUGCGCACGCCCCCGCACUCACCUGCCUGGCGUUCGAUGGCAACACACAGCCGCUCGUGCGUCGGAGCAGACGCAGACUUUCUUCUACGUCUGUUUUUAAGAAGAAAAAUAACAUUUUAAGAGGAUAAAUUUUGAGGUUUUUAUCCUGUUGUAAAGGUUAAAAGUGUUUGUGAGUGCUCUCUGACAACAGUUAAAGGACGACGGAGGAAGUUGAGCGACAAAGAGGGAAAUUAAAGUGAGUGUUAGCUAACUAACGUUAACAGGGAGACGUUAACGUUAGAAAAACAUGAGGAAAAUGACAAGAAGAAGUUUGUCAUUUGCAGCGGGACUCCUCUCCCAUGCAAUAUGGAUAAGCGCUUGUCAAAGGAGAUUAUGCAGAAAUCUUUGGGACCUUAAAGGAUCUAUGUAACCUCACAGAGAACGUGUGUCACCAUCCUCAUCAUCAACAUCAUCAUAAUCUAUUUUGAUGAUAUCUUCUUGGCUGUGGAAGAUUGCUCAAAACAGAAGAGAUUGACUUGCUCUCUGGAAAUAGCCAGAUUUUUUUUUUUUUUGUUGUUGUUUAAAUUGAUGCAAUCUGACACACAGACUUAGCUUGAAGUUCUCAUUGCUGCAAAAAACACCUGCCAAGGAAAAGAUAAAGAAGUAAACCCUCGUCCAGUGUGUAUUUAUCAUGUAGACAAGCUGACAGACAGACAGACAACCAAAGUGACAAGUCGAUAGACGGUGAGAUCCCUCACACUCACGCAGGUCACGAUGCCAGAUGAGGCACAAGCUUUUCAGGAGAAUGGGAGGCCUGGAGAAGAGGCAUCACAGGUGUCUUUAGUACCGGAUAUUGUGGUCGUUUCCAGUUACGGGGAGGGUAAAAUCGCUGGCGGCAAUAUGCUGGAGCUUGAUGAAUUCAGUAAAGCAACAGAUGGUGUAAAACAAUCCGCACAAAGCAGUGACAUUAACAUUUUGCAAGGAAAUGACAGCACAAAACACGGGAAUGACGUCACUUUAAAUGCAGGCAAUCUUACAGUUGGGAACCAGUCAGGACUCAGUGAAUCCCAGGUUUCCAUACAGGUGGGUGUGGUGAAAACAGCACAGGCCCCUGAACCUCUCAAGGUCAAUUCAAUGACCCUGCAGGCUACGGAUCAUAACGCCCAGGUGAACUCAUUCUGUGAUAGGCUCCAAACAGACAGCAGUUCAUCAUCUCACACAAACGACUGCUGCGACUCUGACUACAGCAGCACAAAAUCCAGCCCUGGUUACGUUUGCACUAGCUUCAGCACUGACCUCUGUGAUGAUGGCUUAUUUGAUCUUGAUGGAAGCUCAUUUGAGAAGACGAAGCCUAUCUCUCCUGUCAGUUUCUCAGAACCCAGUUUAGACGCUCCUCAAUCCAACAAAACCCAUGAAAAUAGUCCAGAUGAAAACAAAGACGAUUCCAAAACAGACUUGACGGUUAAACCAAAAGCAGAAAACACACUCAGUGGCAGUUCGGAAGCGUUCCCAGAGAUGUCAUCCAAAGUCGCCCAAACAAGGAACAGCAUAGAUGUCGGGUGGCAAAAGGAGGAUGGAGACGAGGACAGGCAAACCACCAGGUCCAGGCGGAGUGUGAAAGAUGGGGUGUGUUGCUGCUAUCAGGCGAUGCACAGGGCUUUUCUGCAGUGCGUGGAGGAGACCCCGGCCAUGCUGUCUGGACUGGUGCUGUCUUUGGCCUUCUGCGUGGCCAUCAUCGUACUCAUCCCCGCCACAGGAAGGAACAUCAAUGUCCAUGUCGGUGCCCUGGCGGUGUUGGGUGUGGUUCUGUGUCUGAGUACCGUCCUGCUCGUCUGUCUGCCUUGGCUGGCCACGGUGAGGCGCUGUGGAGGAGCCCUGGCCCUCUUCGUCUGGGGGACGCUGUACGUCACUGCCAUCGUUUUCAUCUUCACUGGAGGACAUGUCACUACGUGGGAACAGGUAGCGUUUUUCCUCUUCCUCUCUGUAAGUGUCUACACAGUGCUGCCUCUGUCUCUGACCUGGGCCCUCAUGGUUGGGAUUGGGACCAGUGUUUCGCACAUCAUCAUCAUCAGUGUCUACGUUUCUGUCACAAGCCCAGAGACACAAGACCUGGCUGUGCAGCUGGUAGCGAAUGCAAUCCUGUUUGUGUGUGUGAACUGCAUCGGGAUUUUCCACCUGUGGACAACCGAGCACGAUCUCAGGAUAUCCAAUCAGAAGAGAGAAGAGUUCAGCACCAUACGCUCCCAGAAGGAAAUAAGGAAAUAUCAGCAGGAGCAGCUCCUCUUGUCGGUGUUGCCACGCUACAUCGCCAUGGAGCUGAAAACGGAGGUGGUAAAGAGACUGUCCAAGCCGAAGAGCGAUAAGGAGAACGAAUCCAACUUCCACAACUUUCACAGCCUGUACAUACGGCAGCACAAAGACGUCAGCAUCCUGUAUGCAGACAUCGUGGGCUUCACAAAGCUGGCGAGUACCUGCUCUCCAGAGGAGCUGGUCGCUGUGCUCAACAAGCUCUUUGGCAGAUUCGACAACAUAGCCAAGGAGAAUGGAUGUCUUCGCAUUAAAAUCCUGGGUGACUGUUACUAUUGUGUAUCCGGUCUGCCUGACCCCAUUCCCACCCAUGCCAGCAACUGUGUUCAGAUGGGGCUGGACAUGUGCACGGCCAUCAGUAAACUGCGUGAGGCAACAGGUGUUGAGAUCAGCAUGCGGGUCGGAGUUCACACUGGCAACGUGCUCUCUGGUGUGAUCGGCUUGCAGAAGUGGCAGUAUGACGUGUGGUCACAUGAUGUAACGUUAGCCAACCACAUGGAGUCUGGAGGUCUUCCUGGACGAGUCCACAUCACAGAGGAGACACUGCAACACUUGAAUGGAGCGUACCAAGUGGAGGAUGGGGACGGGGGGAGUCGGGAUCCUCUCCUUAAAGGAAGAAAAACUUACCUAGUGAUUGACCCCCAAAAGCUGGACAGCAUCUCCAGGAGGACAAAAUUGGCAAACUCGCUUGCAUCAGGCGAGACCAGGCAACGGGCGUCAGUCCGCAUGUCUCAGUACCUGCAGUCCUGGCAGACCAUUCACCCCUUCGCUGACCUAAGCAACCCUGAUGCCACAUCCUCCAAGAAGCCCAUCAUCGCUGCCAGUGUUGUCAGUAACCAGUCACAGCUUACUGCAGAGAGACCAACUUGCCAGAAUAACCCUGGCAGUUUGGUUGUGGCUAAUGGUGUCAGGGGAUCACUGGACACAGUGGAGACUGCAGGGAGGAGAGCGAAGAAGCUCAACUGUGUGACUCUGCUGUUUAAUGACCUCAGUCUGGAGAAACAGUUCCGCUUUUCAGAGGUCAAGGGUUUGCACCACUCAAUAAGCUGCCUAGCUUUGGUGUUCGUUACUGUUUUCACCGUCCAGAUGCUUGUCUCUGAAAAGAACUUUGAGUUGGCAGUGUCCUACGGUGCAACCUUCCCUGUGCUUGUGCUGCUUCUGUCCAUCGCUUUCACCGGAUACUUGGAGAAGUGGCGCACCAAGAUUCCUUUGGGUAUCCAAUGGAUAUCAGGACUGUCCCGUGGCGUUUCGACCAGGUCGGCGCUGCGACUGUUUGUGGUCGUUCUCUGUGUGCUCAUCACCCUGCUUAUGGCAUUCCUGAACUUGUUCUUCCAGCCAGGAAACAACUGUACCACUACGAACAGGACGGAGCUUGAGGGUCUCAAACUUUACGCUGUGCCUUACUACCUGUACUGCUGCCUGCUGGCCAUGCUGGGAGUGAUCGUAUUCGUCAGGACGUGCUUGUCCAUGAAAGCACUGCUGCUCACCCUGGCUGUGGUGGUUUACCUCGCCCUCUUCCUCCAUGUUUUUGCCCCGAGGUCCAUGUGCCUCAUCGACCUGCUUUACAACAACACAAACCCGGGAGUGCUGAAGGACCCUCGUAUCAUGUCCGGGGUUUGGCUGGUCAUCUUUUAUAUCGUAUGCCUCAUACUGGCCAGACAGGACGAACUUGGUUGCCGUGUUGACUUCCUGUUGGAGCGAUGUUUCCGAACAGAAAGAGAGGAGAUGGAGACCGUGGUGAACGUCAACAAGCUUCUCCUCCAGAACGUCCUGCCGCUCCACGUUACCUGCUUCUUCAUUGGCAAAACUGUUCGGAACCAGGAUCUUUACAGUCAGUCAUAUGACUGUGUGUGUGUGAUGUUCGCCUCGGUGCCUCAGUUCAAAGAGUUUUACAGCGAGAGCAGUGCCAACAGGGACGGUCUGGAGUGUUUGCGCUUCCUCAACGAGAUCAUAUCAGACUUUGACGAGCUUCUCUCCAAGCCCAAAUUCUCCUCGGUGGAGAAAAUCAAAACCAUCGGCAGCACAUACAUGGCUGCUGCGGGUCUGACAAAAUCACUUCCAGGAGAUGAUAGAAAGAAAUUUGACAUGCCCUACAGUCAUGUGCGUGCCAUGGUGGAGUUUGCCAUCGCUCUGAUGGGCAAACUGGAGCUUAUCAACACACACUCUUUUAACAGCUUCAAACUCAGGAUCGGAAUAAACCAUGGUCCAGUGAUUGCUGGGGUGAUCGGAGCUCAUAAACCCCAGUAUGAUAUCUGGGGGAACUCUGUUAACGUGGCCAGCAGGAUGGAUAGCACAGGAGUGCUGGACAAGAUACAGGUGACGGAGGAGACGGCCCAGUUGGUCCAGAGCAUAGGAUACAGCGUCACCCUCAGGGGAGUAGUCAACGUCAAAGGCAAAGGGGAGCUUACCACCUACUUUGUUAACACGGAGCAAUCAUCUCCUCAGUUCUGACCUCCACAGUCAAAGACAGAACAGACUUAAACUUAUCACUCAGACCUGGGUCCAAACAUUAGUUGCAAAGGCUUCUUAUGUGUUGUUUUGAUGAAACUCAUGCACCAGAUGAGUGGAUCUUGUUGCAGCCAACAGCCUGGCUUUGCAUGACUCAUCCUUGUUGCCUACAGAGAUGAACACAAUGACUUGGAAAUACUUCUGUAGUUUCAAACUUAACCAUCAUCAGCGUUUGCACUGACUCACUGCUGAAACCGAGCUGUAGCAACACAGAUCAUCAACUGUUAAUCAUUUACAUCUACCAAGGAGCUGCCUGUGUCUUUUGGAUGAGACACUAAAUAAAAUUCUGACCAGUAAAAUGAAGACAUGAGACUACAACUGGCCACUGAAAGCAGAAAGCUUUCUACUCAUGGACCGUACAGUGGACAACCGUGUUGCUUACUGUAUCUGUACUGUAUGUGCACUAUGUGUGUCAAGUCCCUGUCACACAAUGUUCACUGCUUUAUUCUGAAAACAUAUAACCUUAAUGAUACUUUUUGGUACAUUUAACAUGGCUGAAUCACAUGCAUUGUCAACUUAAACAACAAUGUUAAUUUAUAUGGUUAUUUUAUUGGAAAAAACAAGGUUUCCAUCUUAUAUCAGAGAUUUCUGUUGUUUUGUGAGGUAAGCUAUGCCUCACAUGAAACUAUUUAUAUUACUUACAAUAUUUUCACUCUAUUCUGUUUUCACAAAGUUACAAAAAACAUAUAAGUUUUAGCUCUGAUUUUAUUCAGAAUCUGAGUAAGUUGAUACAGAAUAUUCACAUACACAAAAAUGAGGGGCAGAUAUUUUGUGUACUUGCAGCAGUAAUGCGAUUGGUCUUUUCCAUUGGCUCCCAACCCCCAAAGGGUGACAAGAUAAACCGGAGGCGGUCACAGGAUGAUUCAUGGCAUAAGAAAGAAGAAAAAAACACAGGAUUGUUAUUAAUAUAAAUUUCAUCUUUCAUUUUUUUCUCCAAUCUGUGCUUUUAUUGUGAAAUGCUGGAUAGUUUUACCUUCUAAGCUCAAUGAAAAUUAUUCAAAUGCAUCAACCUGAAGAGGGGAAAAUUACUCUUGGUAUAAAGUUCACAAACCCAAUAAACAUGUCUAAGUAGAGGUGGCUUUAUUUAGGGUUUACCAUGCCAAAAAUGUCUUGUCUUAUCUUGUCUGACCAUUCACGGCUGGAACCGUAGAGAUUUACUGCAACUGUUUUUUAUUCGCUACUGCCCAAAACUGACAAUAAUGAUGCUGUGACACAUUUACACCCAGGAAUAAUGAUUUGUUGAGCCAUGAAAAGUCAGAUAAAGCACCUUUGACAUUGCACUUUUCAAUUUGAUGUAUUUUUUAAGGAGAGUUCUGUGUUAUGAUUUGAUGAUUAUACACAAUAUUUGCCCUUUCUUAUUAAAUAUGUGUAUCUAUGAGGGAUGAUCUGAAGUGUGAAUGUACAAAGAGUUGUUCUAUAUAGGGAAAUAUUUUUUCUAUUUUAUUUAUAAACUAAUAAAAAUAAAACCACUUGU